UUCUUUUCUUUUCUUUUCUCUUAAAAACUCACUCCUCACACCAUUCACAAAUCUCACUUUCUCUCUCUAAACUUUCCUUUCUCCCUCUAAACCCAUCUAACAAAAAUGGCAGACAGAGUCCACCCUUCUUCCAAACCCACCGCCACCGCCGCCACCACAACAGCACCACCACCACAACCACAAGCAGCAAUUAACAAUCCGACAGCAGCGAAACCUGCUCAGCUCCGACAACAACCGUACCGACCACAACCACAGUACCGAAACCGUCACAACCACCGCCGUCGUAGCAACCGCAACAUCUGCUGCUGCUGUUGUUUCUGGACGAUUCUCUUACUCCUCUUACUCGGCUUACUCGCCGCCAUAGCUGCCGCUGCCGUCUACGUACUAUACCACCCGAACAGACCUCAAUUCACCGUCGAUUCACUCCGCAUUACUAAGCUCAAUCUCACAACUUCUCCAGACACUUCUUCAUCUCACCUCACUACUCUUUUCAACAUAACGAUCUCAUCAGAAAACCCUAACAACCACCUCACCUUCUUCUACGACGCUUUCACCGUCACCGCCUCUGCCACCAGAGGCGGAGACAUCCAAAUCGGUAACGGAACCAUCCCUGCCUUCAUCAGCGACAAGAAGAACGAGACGAGUUUCCGUACGAUCGUUGCAGCUUCGCAGGAUCUGGAUACGGAUUCAACGGCUGCGAUUAGAUCUGAUCUGAAGAAGAGGAACGGUCUUGGUUUGAAGAUUCAGAUGGAUACGAAUGUGAAAGUGAAGAUGGAGAGCUUGAAGAGUAGUAAGAAGGUUGGAAUUAGGGUUACGUGUGAAGGAAUCAAAGGUGUGGUGGCGCCGCCGAAAGGUAAGAAAUCUUCGCCGGUGAUUGCGUCAGUUUCCGGCGCCAAAUGUAAGGUUGAUCUUCGAAUCAAGAUCUGGAAAUUUACAUUUUGAUCUUUUUUUUCAAAAUUCAUUCAUUUUUUUUUUCAAAUCUUUUCAAUUAUGCCAUUUUUUUUUAAUUUGAUUAUUUUUGAGAAAAAAGAAAAAAAAAAACAUACAAAGCCUAAGAGGUUUAUAGUAGAGGUUAAUGGAAAUUUGUGGAAAUGUUUAAAUUUUUAUUUUUAUUUUAAUUCGUGUCACAUUUUGAUUGGUUGAGAUGUUGUAAAAGUGAAUCUGAAUUUUGAUAUAUAUCAAUACAAUGUGAUAAUAUUCUCU
Cannabis sativa is the source of this 1203-nucleotide messenger RNA. Its product is annotated as NDR1/HIN1-like protein 13. Bases 106 to 942 code for a protein of 278 amino acids. Lineage: Eukaryota; Viridiplantae; Streptophyta; Magnoliopsida; Rosales; Cannabaceae. The record is from RefSeq and is a predicted model, not a curated record. The transcript has a single exon. Gene Ontology annotation, cellular component: plasma membrane.